GUCCAAGAGACAGCAGUCACAGAAUCACAUUGGUGAGAUCAAUAUUUAACACGCUAUCUUAUCUACUAGUCGUGUGCUAGGCGACUCGGACCUUCUUGGCCAGACUUGGCACCGUACGCUCCCCACCCUUCGCGUGAUUUCCAUUUUGACCUGGAAUCAAUGUGUUGGAAAGAUAGAUGGGUUUGAAAUAAUCUACUUCCUCGCUCUCUUUUUCACUGUUGUAGUAAUAUGCUGUUGAUGCUGUUGUAGAAUGUCCGCCAGCCUAUUCUUACGAGCACGCCAGCGGCUGAAAGCAGUCAUUGCUGCCUUCAUCAUUCUCGCUGCAAUAACAGUAUUAUAUCUCUCGGAGGCUCACCUAUUCGAGCCUCACAUUGAGCGCGUUCCCAUUAAUUCACCCGCCGACCAACCCGUCUCCCUGAAUGACGAUACAGAUUCAAACGAUUGCUAUGUGGACCUCAACCUUUUACGAUCUUAUGGAUACAAUUCGUCAGCCGGAUAUGCACGAUGGGAGAUCGCAGUGAAACGGUCAAAGAGCUUCUCAGGAUUCUCCGACUCCAUAGACCUUCCCGUUCCGACCUUCGAAGCACUCCAACUAGACACCAAAGACAAGCGGAAGUCACUCCCCGACACUCAAUGCGCCCCAACAACCACGAUCCACGCGCCCGCCCCAAAAGCGCUGGUCGACGCAUCGCACAUGGUAUUCGGUGUCUCCACCUCCCUCGACCGACUAGACGACUCCCUGGACCAAUUCUCCCACUGGGCCGGAGGAACCAAUGCCCGCAUCUUCGCAAUGGUCGAUCUUGUCUCCGAGAAGGACAAGUUGGCGGUGCAGGAGCACGCACGCGAACUCGGCAUUCGGCUCACGAUAAUCCCCUCCAAGGAAGAAUGGCUAGACCGAUACUUCCACUUAACGAAGAUUCUCUGGCAAAGCCGCGAUUCUCACAUGCAGUGGGCGGUGAUCAUCGACGACGAUACGUUCUUCCCGUCGAUGUCGAACUUAGUCGACCGACUGGCCACCUACGACGCGUCGCAACCAUAUUACAUCGGCGCGCCGACCGAGAAUCUCGAGCAAAUGGCGAGAUUCACGUAUAUGGCGUACGGGGGUGCGGGCAUCUUCAUUUCCAUUCCCUUGCUCGAGCAGAUAAACGAGCAUUAUGAUGAGUGUUACGAGUACAAGGACACUGGGGAUAAGCGGGUAUCGCAGUGUAUCUACCAGCACACCACGACGAAGCUUACCUGGGACCGGGGACUCUUUCAGAUGGACCUGGGCGAGGAUGUAACGGGGUUUUAUGAGUCCGGGCGCCCGUUACCGCUUUCGUUGCAUCAUUGGAAGUCGUGGUUUGCCGUGGAUGUCGUUGCGCUUGGGAAAUCGGCUGCUAUCUGUGGGGAUGAUUGUCAGCUUCGGCGGUGGCGGAUAUCGGAUACAUGGUUUCUUGUUAAUGGGUUUUCGGUUGUGGAGUAUUCGUCGCCUAUGACGGACAUGAUUGGGAUGGAGCAGACGUGGGAUCCGAGUCCCGAGGCCCGGGAUAAAUGGUAUGCGUUUAGUUUGGGGCCGUUGCGUCCCAAGGACGAGGAGAAGGUGUCGCUUCGGAUGAGGAGCGCGAUUUUAGAUGGGCGGAAACUGAGACAGAUUUAUGUCUAUGAGCCGGGCGAGGAUAGUCCCCCUCGGAUAUUGGAGGUGGUUUGGACCGUGAGCGACUAGAGAUCGGAUCUUUUCAACCUUUUCCCUGUUUUCUUUGUCUAAGUGAGAUGAUUCCUGUGUAUGAUAAGAGGUUUUUGCGGACUAGGUUUCUGUAUAGAUUUGCUCGAAUAUGGCGAUUACCGGGUUUGACUGUCA
This is a messenger RNA of Aspergillus alliaceus, 1837 nucleotides long. RefSeq lists its product as uncharacterized. Gene Ontology annotation, molecular function: acetylglucosaminyltransferase activity. NCBI's taxonomy places the organism in Eukaryota, Fungi, Ascomycota, Eurotiomycetes, Eurotiales, Aspergillaceae. The record is from RefSeq and is a predicted model, not a curated record. Bases 251 to 1702 code for a protein of 483 amino acids. The transcript has a single exon.